This is a messenger RNA of Carassius gibelio (silver crucian carp), 1658 nucleotides long. Its product is annotated as UI-like. NCBI's taxonomy places the organism in Eukaryota, Metazoa, Chordata, Actinopteri, Cypriniformes, Cyprinidae. The coding region runs from base 17 to 439 and encodes 140 amino acids. Gene Ontology annotation, molecular function: hormone activity. The transcript has a single exon. The record is from RefSeq and is a predicted model, not a curated record. Gene Ontology annotation, cellular component: extracellular region.
CGCUGCUGUGUCCAGCAUGAAGCCCGUCCCUUUGGUCCUGCUCAUUACUUCAGUUUUACUGACCACACACGUCCCGCCGAGCACCUGUCGACCCCGCGAUCUGAGCCUAAUAAACAACCAGCUAGACGAUGUGCUCUUAAACGGGGCUGGAGACGACGUCAUGUACUACUUCCUUCUCUACUUGCAAAGAAAUCUCGGAGCGCAGAAGGCAGCCGGUGUCCUGCAUCUCCCGCGCUUCCCCACGUCACAGCUGCGCUCUCCUCACAGGGACAACAGCUUAGAGGAGCUCACGGAGUUUACCAAACGGAACGACAAUCCACCGAUCUCCAUCGACCUCACCUUCCAUCUGCUGAGAAACAUGAUCGAAAUGGCGCGGAACGAGAAUCAAAGGGAACAGGCGGAACUAAACCGUAAAUAUCUAGAUGAGGUUGGGAAGUAGCUGUAGCUCAAUGAUGAUGCUUUCAAUCGGCGAGUAAAGAACAAGCUCAAUGCACUUUUUCACAUCCCCAAACUCUCGCUAAACAUAUGACUUUUACCACUGCCUCCUGCUCGAGUCACACUCUUAGAAAUAAAGGUUCUUCAGUGGUUCCUUGCCGCUGCAAAUAACCUCCUUCUCGUUCUUGAGUUAGGUUCUUCAGAUGAUGCUAUUGGAUUUUGAGUUCCUACAGGAAAAAAAAAAGAAAAAAGUUCUUCAAAAAGGUCACUUGUGACACCAAGGUUAUGUGUAACCUUUAUUUUUAAGAGUGGCAUAUGUUCACAUGAAGAGUUUUUGGUGACCUGCUGCUGUCUCCAUCACUCCUGGACCAUUUCAAAACCAGGAACCAAGAGCCACAACAGACCUACCAGGACCUCAAAACACUGCCCACAGCAAAUGAUCUGUCAGGCUGGUUCACUUAACCAAAUCAAGAAACCAAUCAAACUACAAUUGACUGGUGCCCUUUAAGUGUUUACAGUUAUUGGUCUCCUAAUUAGAGUUACAAAACACUCUUAAAAGUUCUUAAUUGGCAUCUUUGGUUCCAUAAAAAAGCUUUUAACAUCCAUGGAAACUUUAUACUGGUUCUUUAGAUUAUAAAAAAAAAUCUUCACACAAAGAAUUACCAAAUGGUUUCAUUGAAAGGUUGUUUGGGGAACCCAAAAUGGUUCUUCUUUUGGAAGGAGUUUUACUAAACCAUUACAAAUCCUGUUAUUACUUGAGUAACCAGUCCAUAUAUAAUAGGGUUAACAUCAGUAUUGCUCACUAGUAACUCGAAUAAGAGCUAUUCUCAAUGAAGAACAAGAAGACCAUUGCCAAGUGUAAUUUCUGUCCAGGAUGUUUGGUUGCACCCUCUGGCUUUGCCAAUGGGAGUGCUUUCAUUACAUAAAAUGCUACACUUGGUGAUAACGCCAGUAUUUACCACAUGCAUAAUGCCAAAUGCUCAUAAGUGCAAAAGUAUGUUCUCCUCACAUGCUGGGAAACAAUGAUCUGGAGCACUUCAACCAAGAGGCUUACCCACAUUUUGUGACAAUAACGUUGGACAAAACUACAAAGUGCUUGAGAUAUACUGUACAUUGUAUAUUGCUUAUCAUUAUGUAAAUUACAUAUUAUAUUGCACCUAAAUGCAUAAAUAUGCCUUUGUAUUUUGAACAUGAAUCUGCAGAAAUAAAUGAGAUUACAUGCC